This is a messenger RNA of Gasterosteus aculeatus aculeatus (three-spined stickleback), 1776 nucleotides long. RefSeq lists its product as uncharacterized. Gene Ontology annotation, biological process: negative regulation of smoothened signaling pathway. Gene Ontology annotation, cellular component: ciliary membrane; Golgi apparatus. Lineage: Eukaryota; Metazoa; Chordata; Actinopteri; Perciformes; Gasterosteidae. The record is from RefSeq and is a predicted model, not a curated record.
CUCUCACACGAGUCGCUUCUCCCCGUUAAUCAGCGACCGCCGCCGGGUCUCCGCUCGCUCCACGUGACCGGGACGAGGCGCAUCCGGGGCAGAAGAAGGACCAGCGGGUCGGCCGGAUGCGAGGGGACACUUCGGGGGGGGGGGGGGGACCACCCGGCUCAUCUCACGGCCUCGCAGCGCACGUCAUGUGCGGGCAGACGCCCCCCCGCCCCCACCGCGGGUUUACGCUUUAGGUGACCGACCUCCACAUGUCCCGCCUCCCUUCAGGGGGGGGGUGUCGGGGAGACAGACACGCGCACCUCACUGACCUCCACCUGCGGACCGACAUGGACAAACUCACCGUGAUAUCCGGGUGCCUCUUCCUCGCUGCGGACAUCUUUGCCAUCGCCAGCAUCGCCAACCCGGACUGGAUCAGCACGGGGGGGUCAGCUGGCUCCCUCACGGUGGGCCUGAUCCGCCAGUGCCAGACCAUCCACGGCCGGGAGCGGACCUGCGCCCCCCCGCAGCUUCCCCCGGAGUGGAUCACGGCGCUCCUCUUCAUCGUCCUGGGCAUCGUCUCCCUCACCGUCACCUGCGGCCUGCUGGUGAUGUCCCGCUGGCGCCGCGAGGCCGCCCGCUUGGCCCGCUGGAUCGCCUUCGCGGCGAUGGUCCUCUUCUGCACGGCUGCUCUCAUAUUCCCGAUGGGCUUCUACGUCAAAGAGGUCGGAGGUCAGCCGUACAAGCUGCCCAACAACACGGCGGUGGGCUCCUCCUACGUCCUCUUCGUCCUCUCCAUCUUCUUCACCAUCGUCGGGCUGCUGUUCGCCGGGAAGGUGUGCCUGCCCGGCUGACCUGCUCCUCGUCUUCCGCCUUUGUUUUUGUUAGAGCGGACAAGAGUUGUCCAUCACGAGGAGGAGCUUUGAAAGGGCCUCCGUCCUCCUCCACCAGGUGGAAACACAAAGGAGAAUAGUCCACUUUAUAUACAUAUAUAUACAUAUACAAGCAUCGGGAGUUUGAUGGAGCCGUGUGGUUUGAUCCUUCUUGAGAUCUAAUGACAGAUCAGCUGCACACUGACGGAUGUGUUGGAUAUGGUGCAGUUACCUCCACCUGGAUGGAGGCUCACAGUGUGCAACACAUCCAACAAACACAUUUUAUUUAUUUGUUUAACGGUUAGUCUUUUUCUCUUAUUGGAAGGCCCAAUGCAUCCCAGUUGUUAAUACACGGAGGAGGAACGCUUUGCCUUAAAUGAGCCGUUAACCCAAAAGGAAGAAGGACGCCGUUGAGUCGCUGAGACGCUUUGGAUCAGCUCGGAGAUUCUGGACUGUGGGUCCAGAUGUGUUGCAGGACGACGAGCUGCUCGCAAACGCGUUGUGUUUAAACCUUGUUAACUUUUACAGAUAACGGAUGCUCCCUUCACAGCUUCCUGUUGUCAAACACUGAAUCUCUUUCUCUUUAAUAUAUUUGAUGCUGUAUGAAUGAACGGUUGCGGCCUUUUCUAGAAGUUCUUGUAAGACGAUGGAAGAUCUCCGCUCAAUAAAAGUGACUCAUUGGAGCCCUGAUUGUCUCAUCAAUCAUCAAAACAUUUCCUUUUAGAAGAACACGGGACUGUAAUUGUUUGCAACCUGCCGCCGUUUGGAGUGAGAGAAGCCAGCUGAGGUCAUCUGGGAGCCGCUAAGAAGGUUGAGUUCUUUCCAUAAUUCAAAGGGGCUGAACAUUAAAGCCUCAUUUGUCAUAAAGAUUAUUUCACAGCUCAUGUAAGAAAAUCAAUUAUCUCAAGAUAAAAGCUUUAAAAACAAA